Caenorhabditis auriculariae is the source of this 2210-nucleotide messenger RNA. The record is from the annotation of a GenBank genome assembly. NCBI's taxonomy places the organism in Eukaryota, Metazoa, Nematoda, Chromadorea, Rhabditida, Rhabditidae.
AUGAACCGACGAGCGGUCAUGUCCAGCCAGCAAGAAACAAGACGCAAUAAUCAAAAGCGAUCAUCUCGACUGAUUGGCUUGGACUGUUGCUGUCUUCAUUCUAAUUGUAACAAUAAGAGUUACGAUCAACGAGUUGCACAACAGGCCGAGGUCGUCGCCAGUGAUUUGCAUCGGGCCGGCGAGUACACCGAUGUCGUUGCGUGACCGGCCGGACUUGAACGACUUAAUCCGUCAUAUCAAUCCCCCAAUCCUCGCUUGAUCCGAGAAGCAACAAUACACUCCUCAAGAAAAAUAUUGUCCAGUCCGUGCGAUCCCACUCAAUAGACAUAAACAUUAGCUCAGAGUGCAAUAAAUGAUUGCAGCAUCGGGAUGGGAUCGCGCAAAAAAAAGAAUCUCCUCACCGAGGUCAGUCAUAACGAAAAACCACUUCAUUAUGUUGGCUCCAUUCAAAGAUACCGGGGUAAUGCCAAGAUGAGUGAGCAACGACUGCCACCUGCCAGGACCAGUUGUGUCACUGUAACAGCGCUGAUCCCAUUAACCUCAUUAUUACUUUCGGUUAACUUUUUGAAAGAUUUUUCAUAACGAAAAAAAGGUUUGAAGUGUAUCCGCUUUGCAAUAAAUUGAUAUUUUUAUAAAGUUCCAAAAAGAAGGAUAUCUGUUCGAAGUUAGCAAAACUAGAAAUUUUCCUUUCUUAAAUUUUUUUCUGAUAAACGCAUUAUCAUUUCUGAACCGCUUUUAUUAGUUAUAAUUAUAUGUUGUUAAGAUUUCGCGGGAAGCGACGCGGCUGGUCGGCAUAUCUUGGGGAACUCUGGAAGUGUCAAACACAUGUUGUUCGCGCCUUCUUCUCCUGGACGUGUUGCACGUGGGCAAAUCCUGUUGUACACGACCUUGGAAUCAGAGGCGAGACCAGGAAAUGUGGUCAGAACCGAAGGUUGAUUUUACUUCGUCUUUUUGACUCCAAGGAAAUUGUUACAAAAAGAAAAUUUUUUGGAGUUUUGAAAAAAGUUGUGAGUGGAUAAAGAAAGGAGAAAGAAGAAACGCCGCAAAACAGACAUUCUGUAGACAGAAAAACGGAGAAGUCGCUGACCCUUUGGCCAGAACAAUCAUCAUCAUUGCCAAGGAUCGUUUUCGGGAUAAAUGAGAGGUCCGAAUAUCAGCUGUCGCCAGGCAUCACUGAGCUGACCCCGGUUGACACCUUGCGCGACAACUACCUCCCUACCGCUAAAUGCUUCCGGUCCUCAUUCAUCAGGUUCUUUUUCGGUAUACUUUAUCUUAUAUGGAAAAUUCGAAGAAAUAAGGUAUCAAGUCAUUCGUAGUGGUCCCAAGAAGGUUCCCAAUAAUGAAGAAUUAGCUUUAAAAUGUAAUAGAAAAGUGAAAUAAAAAAAGAAGUUGAAUAUGAAGCGUAUCGGCUUUUUGCGCAGAAAAUUAGAAGUAUUGAAAAAAAAAACCGUAGCCAGGACAUUAAACCAAGGCUCUUAAGCGAAUUUUUUCGUACCAUUGAUUUCCUGACGAGCUCGUAAUAGGAAAGCGCACUCUUCAUAUUUUGAAAAGAACCUUGUUCAUUUUCUAAUUCUCAUAAAUUUGAAAUUGAAUAAUUUACGACUUCUACUGGAAAAUUUUGCUAACAAGGAAAUAAUAAACUAAACAAGAGGAGAAGAAGAAUUUCUAAGAAGGAAAAAGUGAGAUUUUAUAUAAUGGCUUUUCUUUGAUAAUGUAACAGUUGUCCCAGCUAAAAUAGCUGCAGAAAAACUACGGUAAGAAAGAAAGGUAUGAAAAACAACGUCUAAACCGCUGUCAGGCCAGCAGAGCACUUUCAUGAUGAGUGUUGGAAUUCGAUACUACCACAGAGAACAGGGACGUGUAUAUGUUUUGUAGAGCGUGACCAUUCUCCGAUUGCCUUUUUUGCUAAAUAAUGAACGGAAGUUCGAGGGAGUACUCUCUUUCUCUUUAAUAGGGUUUACAUGUGUUUCAAGGCUUUCUCGACGCAAAGUUUUUGUCAUUCGAUUUUCUCCUUCUCACAAGUCGAGAAAAUGGCCUCCAUGGACGCCAAAAUGAAGUGUCCUCUAGGAGAUAUCAGAUUGCGAAUGGAUAGUGUCUUCAAACACGACGACAACAGCUCCCGCUCCGUCAUCGAUAUCUUCAUCCGGUCCACAACCAUUUCGCACGUCUUCUUUGCCUCUCACAUCAUUCUACCAACUUCCGAUUGGUGA